This is a messenger RNA of Emiliania huxleyi CCMP1516, 1032 nucleotides long. RefSeq lists its product as hypothetical. Gene Ontology annotation, molecular function: hydrolase activity, acting on carbon-nitrogen (but not peptide) bonds, in linear amides. Lineage: Eukaryota; Haptophyta; Isochrysidales; Noelaerhabdaceae. The record is from RefSeq and is a predicted model, not a curated record. The transcript has 9 exons. Bases 1 to 1032 code for a protein of 343 amino acids.
AUGUCGCGCCACGGAGACAUCUCGUCCAGCCCAGACACGGUCGGGACUUGCGUCUUCCAGUACAAGAUGCCGCGCCUCCACACGCAUGAGGAGGUGAUGGCCAACGUGCGCAAGAUCUGCGAGGGCAUCAUGUACGACAAGGAGGAGAUGAUGGCGACCGCCACCACCAUCCCCGGGCCCGAGACGGACGCCUUUGGAGAGGCGUGCAAGCAGGCCGGCGUCUGGGGCGAGCACCCGCGCAAGCACCCGUACAACACGCUCGUGCUCGUCAACGACAAGGGAGAGGUCGUCCAAAAGUACCGCAAGAUCCUCCCGUGGUGCCCCAUCGAGGGCUGGUACCCGGGCGACACGACGCACGUGAGCGUCGGCCCGAAGGGGCUCAAGAUCUCGCUCAUCAUCUGCGACGACGGCAACUACCCCGAGAUCUGGCGCGACUGCGCGAUGAAGGGCGCCGAGCUUGUCGUCCGCUGCCAGGGGUACAUGUACCCCGCCAAGGAGCAGCAGGCGAGCGACCGCGCGGCAGCAACGGUCCUCGUCGCGAAGUGCAUGGCCUGGAUGAACAAUGUCUACGUCGCCGUCGCAAACGCCGCCGGGAACGACGGCGUCCGCACACACGCUUUUGCCCUCUCCUCCACCCCAGGCGUCUACACAUACUUCGGCCACUCCGCCAUCGUCGGGGCGGACGGACGGUCGCUCGGCGAGUGCGGCACUUGCCCCGACGAGAUGCAGUACGCGCAGCUCUCCAUCUCCGGCAUCCGCGACGCGCGGGAGACGGACCAGGCGCAGAACCACCUCUUCAAGCUGCUGCACCGCGGCUACACGGGGGUGUACAACUCUGGCGACGGCGACAAGGGCGUGGCGACCUGCCCCUUCCAGUUCUACAAGACGUGGGUCGAGAACCCGCUCCUCGCGCAGCAGCAGGUCGAGGCAAUCACCCGCCCGACCAUCGGGGUGGAGUGCUGCCCCGUCGCGGGCGUGCCAAAGCCGGAAGAGAGCCUCGACCCCCUCGUCAACGAGCUCUCCCUCUCGUGA